Molecule: messenger RNA, 825 nt
Organism: Acyrthosiphon pisum (pea aphid)
Lineage: Eukaryota; Metazoa; Arthropoda; Insecta; Hemiptera; Aphididae
Product: piggyBac transposable element-derived protein 4-like
Exons: 1
Coding region: 1-825 (274 amino acids)
Source: RefSeq, a predicted model, not a curated record
AUGAGUAAUGUUUAUUACCCCGGUAAAGAGCUCUCUUUAGACGAGUCGAUGAUACUAUGGCAAGGACGCCUUUUAUUCAGGCAGUUUAUCCAGAAUAAACGUCAUAAGUACGGCAUUAAAUUAUACAUGCUUACUGAGCCUAAUGGUAUUAUAUUAAAAUUUGCAGUAUAUACUGGGGCUACUGAUGAUUUGGGUGGAAAAGGGCAUGCAGCAAAUGUUGUUUUACACCUGAUGGAAGAAAAACUAAACACAGGUCACUCGAUUUUCAUGGACAAUUUUUACAAUAGUUAUGAUUUGGCGCAAAAACUGCUCGAAAAACAUACUUAUUGUACUGGCACGUUGAGGGCGAAUAGAGUAAAUACUCCAAAAGAUGUCGUAAAUGCUAAACUGAAAGUUGGGGAAACACUUUCAAAAUAUUCUAACAAUGUUAUGAUAGGAAAGUGGAAAGACAAAAGGGAGGUGACGUACAUUUCAUCGGAGUUUCAGAACGAUAUGGUGCCAACGACUAACCGUAAAGGUAGAGAAACUCUCAAACCAUUACCAAUUAAACAUUAUAAUAAGUUUAUGAGUGGAAUCGACAGACAGGACCAGAUGAUUAGCUAUUACCCUUUUUCGAGAAAAACAAUCAGGUGGUACAAAAAGCUAGGUAUACAUAUUAUACAAAUGCUACUUUUGAAUUCAUACAAUUUAUAUAAUCAAUAUAAUAUCGGUACAACAUUAAGUUUAUAUGAUUUUCGCAUUAUUGUCCUGAGUAAGCCGGAAGCACCUUCGAAAUCAUUAAGUAUCGAAAAUCAUUUACCAUCUACGCAUGGAAUGGGAAUGUGA